UUAUCUUCUUUCUUUUUAGCUUUGUGCUUGCAAUAAAAGAUUUGACCUCUGACCAUUUAGCAGCUGAGAACAGAAGUCAGAUGGUUAUAAUUAGUGAUUUGUCGAAGAAACUGACUGAAGCCAUCAAUCUGGAAAAGUCUCUGGAAAAGGAUUUACUGCAGACAGAUGCCUGUCUCAUUGAAGCCAAGGCAAAAGUAGAAUGUAAAAAGCAGAAUGCAGACUUCUUCAGAAAAAAAAUGAAAGAAUGGAGCCAACUGAGCCAAAGUUUAGAGAAUGAUCUGAAGCAGGUUGGAUUUGAUGCAUCUCUAGAUCAUCAAUCGCUUGUAGAACUUUCUGAGAAACUGGAAAAUACAAAGAAGGAAGUAGAAUCUUUGAAUACAAAGCUGAAAUCCUACCAUGACUUGACACCUAAUUUCUACAGUGCCAAAGUAAAAAUUGAAGAAACAAAAUUGGAGCUGAGCAAGGUUGAUCGUCUACUUUCUGAGAAGAUGGAUGCUCUGGGCUGUGUGUCACCUGAAGUGAAUCCACUUAAAUGAGCAACAAACUGAUGUUUGGAUCCUAAUGUAAAACAUCUAACACUUCAUACUGUUUGUGUGUCUGAAACUUUGACCAGUAGGCUAAUUCAAUGAAGUUUAUAUAUUUUAAGGCUUGCAAUAAUAAUUAAAGAUUAUUGCAGGCAUAUUACUCUGCAUCAGUGAAGUUCAUGCUGUUGGAAAAAAGUCAUUGCUUGCAGUGUUGUACCAGUUUAUGGUUAAAUCAAAAAGCUUCCAUAGUUGAUUUUGUUUCCUGACAGCUCACUGGCUCUCCUUUAUAUUACAGUGGUGAAUUAAGGUUGCUGGGAAUAAUCAUUAACAGAUUUAAGGUUUUACAAGUGCCAGCAGUUGAUAUUUCUGAUUGGAGCACACUUGUUUUUCUCAUAAUUCUUUAUUACCUAAAUUUAUCUUUUUUUUUUCUAUCUAGUCUGAAGGAUUGACUGUGGUCUUAGCGUAUCUUUUGCAUGAUUGCUGGCAAUUAGUUUAAUUGGGGGGUUGUGGGGAGGAGAGAGGCUUUCCUACUCCAACUUGUCCUGUCUUCUCUCUCUCUCAUCUUCCAGCAGCAAUACAUUUAUCAGAAGUGUAGGAUGAGGGGGCAUUUUUUGCCUAAAUCUAGGAAAACCUUAUUAACUAUGCUCACAUUAGUAUGUUGUUUGAACUUGAUGCCUUCAUGAUUUUUAUGCUCAAUCUAGUGCUGCGUUAUGUAUGUAGUUAUAUAUGGAGCUGUUGCAUGGACCUCUCUUUCAUGUUUGUAUGCAUAGAACCAUUGCCUUGUUCUGCCUGAAUAAGGUAAAAAUGACUUAAUUUAGAUUUCUUAUAUCUACACCAUGUCUGUUCUGUGACAGAACCUAGCAAUUGUAUAGCAUUAUGCAAAAAUAAAAUAUGACUGCAUUAGAUAACUAGCAUUAUGCAAAAAAAUAAAUACAUAUGACUUCAGUGGAUAACUAUUUAUAAGAGACUUCUCAAAUCUUCUCAAUUUAUAGGAGACUUUCAGUAAUUUCUGUUGUGCAGCAUUGUGUACAGUUCUGGGCACCAUGGUUUAGAAAGGAUGUGUGCACAUUGGAGAGAGUCCAGAAGACAUUUUCAAGAAAGGUUUUAGGAUGAGAAACUUGGCCUAUGACAAUACAUUGAAGAAGUUAGAACUUUUCUGUUGAAGUAGAGGUUAGAAAAGCACUUAAUUUUCAACUGCAACCACUAAAUGUUUGAAAUUGGACAACAUCCCACCAUCAUAGUCUGUGUAUUUAUCGCUUUAUCAGACUCAAAUGCAAGUAGAAGCAAUCUGAGCAAUCAAGUUACUAAAGCACACAAUUUAACAAGUAUUACCCAAUCGAUUGAUAGAGAUAUAUGCAAUAUAGUAUUUGCUUCCAGUUAAAGCAAUCAAGUAAACUUGGCGUGUUCAAGUCUACCUAAGUGACCAUGACAAUUUUUUGUAAUACAAUUGAUUUCGUUUUUAAAAGUCUAAGAUUAACAGAGAUUUGUGAUCUUUCUUUCCAAUGUGAAACAGAACUGCAGGUGUCAGCAAGGUUAGCAUGUAAACAUGGGUAUAGUAUUUUGUAUAACAAAAUCUGAAUGUAGUUGAAACCUAAUUAAAAUCUUGAAACCUG
Molecule: messenger RNA, 2137 nt
Organism: Chiloscyllium plagiosum (whitespotted bambooshark)
Lineage: Eukaryota; Metazoa; Chordata; Chondrichthyes; Orectolobiformes; Hemiscylliidae
Source: RefSeq, a predicted model, not a curated record